AAAAGAUCAACCAGAGCAGCUAUGGUUAUGAAAUACCAUGCUCGCUCUAUCAGUUUGCCCUCUAGAUCUCACCCCACCACCAUUAAAGUUGACGAAGAGCUCAACAAGCUCAAGACUUGGGAAGUAACAUCCACACCCACAUCAGACUCUGUUCGUACAGGCCUGUCCUUGCUUGAACACGUCUACAUAAGCCUGGACGAGCUUCUUCACAUGUCUUCAAUUCAACUGGCGAUUUCUCAGCAUCAGGCUGAUCACUGCGUUGAGGAGCUUUUAGAUGGAUCAGUUAGGGUUUUGGACAUAUGUGGCAUCACGAGGGAUAUAUUGUUGCAGAUCAAGGAAAACGUUGAAGCCCUUCAUUCUGCAGUCAGAAGAAGAAAAGGAGAUUCGUCUGUUGAAAAAAGUGUAGCAGAAUACAAGUUCUUCACCAAGAAGAUGAGGAAGAACGUGAGGACACUUAUCACAGACUUAAAGCAGAUGGAAGGCAGGUUUGGUGCAACCCCGCUCCUGAAUCUUGAUGAUCAGAUGGCUUCUGUGAUAAGAGUAAUUAGGGAAGCCAUUUUGAUGACCGCUUCAAUCUUCCAAUCGCUUUUGGCCUUCUUGGUGAUGCCAAAAGAGGCCAAAUGGUUUGUGGUUGCUAGAUGGAUGCCCAAAGGCACUGUGGAAGCAUGUGAAGAUAACUCAGAAAUAGCCAAUGAGUUGAAGAGCGUAGAUUCAGUGUUGAACAGUUUUGCAAGUGAAGGAGGUCGUUUUGAGAAGAUGAAGAUUGUUCAUACAAGAUUGGAGGCUCUGGAGAUGGCCAUUGAAGGCCUUGAGAAUGAUUUGCAGAUUGUGUUUAGGCGGUUGAUCAAAACUAGAGCCUCCCUUUUGAACAUAAUCUCUCAAUAGAGGGUUCAUGUCUGGCAAAUUAUGUUUAAAAUCCUGCAAGCCAUCCAUAUUUUAGGGAUGAGGAUUCAAUUUUAAACACGUAUAUAUAUGUAUUUGGAUGUUUAUACU
Molecule: messenger RNA, 993 nt
Organism: Neltuma alba
Lineage: Eukaryota; Viridiplantae; Streptophyta; Magnoliopsida; Fabales; Fabaceae
Exons: 1
Coding region: 22-885 (287 amino acids)
Biological process (GO): root development; shoot system development
Source: RefSeq, a predicted model, not a curated record